UCACGGCCAGCCCUUCCAAGCAAAACUGAAAAUUCGAACGAAGUCGAAAAGGUCUGUUGGAUACCAAGACUAAAAAAAGUCUGCUGCUCUAAUUUUGGUUUUGCUGUUUUCCGUGAGGCUAGCGAAGACGGCGAAGAGCCGACCAGCGACCUGCUUACCGUCUUCAUUGUCACCAUAUCUACCGGCACUUGUAGUUCUUUACCCACGUCCAGUCCGCAUUUGACUGUGCGCACGGUAACGACCGGCGCAGGGUCGCCAAGAUGUGAAUUGUGCAUGGUUCGGGAAUACGAACACAGACUUCAGUCGUUAGCCAGUCGAGUGUUGUGGUGCAGUGUCACUGUUUCCCUUACCCUUGGUAGCUGCUAGCUGGUGGUCGGUGCAAGCAUGGAACAAUGUAUUCAGCUGCGCCUUCACACGCUAACCAAGCGCCAGUACUUGUUGGUCUUCUCGGCGUUCUUUGUGGCGCUAAUCAUCACUAUCACGAUAGGGGUGACCGGGCCAAAGGUUCUGUCAUCGUCCACACAGCACCUGGGCGUGGAGUGGUCGGCAGUGAGGUUGAAUGAAACGGAUGCGGAGCUUGUGUACUCUGGCCGUUCACCUCCGGGAUGGUCACGCUUCAGUCAGGAGUUUUGGCUAAAGUGUAUCAUCCAUGUCAAGCAGCCGUUAUCAGGCGAUGCCGACCAGGACUCACUGAAGUUCAAGAUGCGUGUCCUCAAGAUACGUGCCCAAGACGGCAGUCAGGUGUGGAGUCGCAUCUACUUGGGGAUCGAACGGUUUCAGCAUACCAAGAGUCUGCACUGUGAGAAGACUUGUGAGCCAUUUGUGUUGCUGCACGUCGGCAGUGUGGAUCACACGCGCUAUGAGGUGGAGUUUGCGAUUGAAGAAGCAAAUCACCCAGAAUCCAUUCAGAACAUGACAUUUGAGUGGCAGUUCUUCAGCCCUGAGUUCACGCAGAUGGAGAUCUGGUGCCAGUUUGUCUACAUCAUUUUUACAUUCAUUACUGCCUUUCAGUUCAUGCGAUCUGUGCGUCCUUUCAGCAUCAGGGAUUGGUGCCUGGAACAGAAGUGGAUAUCUGUUCUUCUAGUCUUGCUCAUUCUCUUUAACAACCCGCUGUACCCCCUGCACUUCCUGGUCAAUCAGAUGUGGGGAGAGAGGUUCUUUGAGGUUCUGUUCAGGUCAACGUUUGUGUGUGCAAUGUUGCUCUUCUGGCUGUGCAACCUGCAUGCAGUCAAUGUGAGUCCAAGGAAGCUGACAACAUUCUACUUGCCCAAAGUCAUUGUAGUUGGGCUGGUGUGGCUGGCGUCACUAACACUGCUGGCAUGGGAGGAGUUCAAUUUAUUGAGUGACCCCAGCUACCAACUACACUUGGACACAGAUAGUUUCCAGGCAUGGAAAAUCGUAUUUUAUGUCUCAAUAGGUGCCUAUUUAUUCUACUUGGCAUAUGCUCUUUUCCGUGCGUUUGGAGCACAGUCACCGAUCGAUAUCCGCUUGAAGUUCUUCACCAGCCUGAUGGCUAUUGUCGUCAUCACCAGCUGCACCAUCAUGUUUGUCCGCUUCGGCACUGAAACCCUGCAGCCUAACUUCAUGUCGUCCUAUUCACCAAACAUUCGGAAUACUGCUGAGUUCCUGGUAUUGAUCGGUGUCUUCAACUAUUACAUCUAUACCAUGGCAUAUGUCUACUCACCAUCACCUGGUGCCGUCAAGGAUACCGAGAUGAAGGGUAAGAACUCCUUCUCAAGACUAUACAACCUGGACGCGGAUGAAGAUGGAGCUUACAUGGAUCAACAGCUAGUCGACUACGACGACGACGAGACCAUGUGGAAAAGAAGUGAUCGUUGAGCAAUGGCCUGUUUUUCAGCAGCAUUUGGUUUUUUGUAGCUGCCACCUACGUUGUCGGUACCUGAUCACUGCCGGUCUUGACAGUACCUGAUCACUGCCGGUCUUGACAGUACCUGAUCACUGCCGUUCUUGACAGUACCUGAUCACUGCCGGUCUUGACAGUACCUGAUCACUGCCGUUCUUGACAGUACUAAGUAGCUGUGGCCAGCACUAGUCCAAUACAGUCAUGUACACGUCCUUGUCAAGUUGGCACACACACACAACUGUUGAUUAUCUAUUUUCUCAGAACUAGAAAGCUAUCAUGGAUGCUAAUAGUAAUAUUAUGAUAAUUGUGUGCAGCAUGGAUGCAGCUGGCUCAUGAUUUGUUGAGGUGCGGUGCAAGGACGCGGCAGCCUUGGUAGAAAUGUGUGGAUAUUUUCAUCAUUUUCUGAAGGACUGGUGCUCUGCUGCGGCAGAGUUGAUUCAGCUUUGACACACACUAUAUUUUUCGCUACUUGCCAGCCACCUUGAGUCUAAGUGUAUGCUAGUGCAGGAAUACUAAUGCUUCGGUUUGACACUAUAACUCUUGUCACAUGUGAAACGAAUCCCGGCUAGCUCAUAUAAAACAUCACGAUGUGAAAUGUGGCUGAUAAUUUUAUUAUCUAUUGUGAGGCAUUGCUGUACAUAACCCCAAGAGUGUGUAACUGCCUGCACUUUCUCUACCCAGUGCUGCGGUGGCAGAGUUUCACAUCAA
Molecule: messenger RNA, 2572 nt
Organism: Sycon ciliatum
Lineage: Eukaryota; Metazoa; Porifera; Calcarea; Leucosolenida; Sycettidae
Product: transmembrane protein 181-like
Exons: 16
Coding region: 385-1839 (484 amino acids)
Molecular function (GO): toxic substance binding
Source: RefSeq, a predicted model, not a curated record